AUGGGUAGUUGCUGCGGCAAAAAGGCCCCGUCCGAAGCUGCCUGCGGUAAAGGCGAGCUGGACAAUGAGAAAGACGCCAACGUGGAUUCCUUGGCGCUUGCCAGGGAUAACCUGGUAGAAGGAGAUAAGCGGCAGCCGCCGCCAACGCCGCCAACGCCGCCAGAGCUGACAGAAACGGCUGCGAUGGUGGAGGCGGCGCUGUUCACCGCACGAAGUGCGGUGGCACUCAACUCUGCCACCUGCAGGAGUGAGAUGUCGGAAACGAUUGACUGCUCCUCCACCACGGUUGACGACAUUCGCACUGGGCGUCCCACCUUUCACUGCCGCGUGGAGACGGCAGCGUCUAGUACGUGGCCGGACGUGAGCAUGCCCACCGCCUCCGUUCGCUACGACCACCUGCCCUCCGUGUCGGAGUUCGAUACGGAGGAGGACUUUUCAAUGGUGGAGGGCAGCACCACCUCCUUGCGGGAGCGGCGGCUCGCGUUCCGGGCUCGAGAGCGGGCAAAGGCGCUGCUGCGGGAGUUCCAGUCGCGGGAGGGCGAGGUGCGACGCGCCAUUGUUGAGCUUUGCAACUUCGCUCGCCGUGACAUGGCUUUCCGGCACCACCGGGGAAUUCUGUCCAUCGAGCGGCGGGGGAUGCUCAUUGCGUACUUCAAGGAGCGCUUCGUCCUGCUGCUCCGCAUUACGACGGCGCAGGAGACGCUUGGGCGGCGCAUGACGGAGCACGAGUGGCAGGCGCAGCUGCUACGCAAGAUGCAGCAGCACCGCGCAGGUCGGCUUAGACGCGCCGGCGCCCAGGGCGGCAACGACACCACUGAAGCGUCAUCGGCUGCCUGCAGCGACGAGGAAGAGGCGGGCCUGCCGGCUGCAGUGGACGCUGCGCUGACGCCAACGGGGGGGCGGCCUCUGUCGGCCCCCAGCAGCUUUUGCGGGAAGCAGCUGCAGCAGCGUCGUAACCUGUCGUUGUCGUCGUCUCCUUCGCCGCCGGGGUCGCAGGUGUCUAGUGGCAAAUCUUCUGCCCGGCCGACUGUUUCGGAGACCGGGGGUCGGCUGCAGCUGGAGAAGGCGGUUCCUCGCCCUCAGUCAAGCUUUGGCAUGUGCCAGCCCCUGAAGGCGCGGCCUAGUGGAGCGGAGAAGUCGAUAAAGUCCAUAUCGCCUGCCUGCGCGCCUGUAGAGAGUGGGGUGGGAGAACCGUUUUAA
This is a messenger RNA of Trypanosoma conorhini, 1200 nucleotides long. RefSeq lists its product as uncharacterized. Bases 1 to 1200 code for a protein of 399 amino acids. Lineage: Eukaryota; Euglenozoa; Kinetoplastea; Trypanosomatida; Trypanosomatidae. The record is from RefSeq and is a predicted model, not a curated record. The transcript has a single exon.